This is a messenger RNA of Piliocolobus tephrosceles (Ugandan red Colobus), 6669 nucleotides long. It is a transcript of the gene FREM1, whose product is annotated as FRAS1 related extracellular matrix 1. The record is from RefSeq and is a predicted model, not a curated record. Lineage: Eukaryota; Metazoa; Chordata; Mammalia; Primates; Cercopithecidae. Gene Ontology annotation, biological process: anatomical structure morphogenesis; cell communication. The transcript has 36 exons. Gene Ontology annotation, cellular component: membrane. Bases 1 to 6537 code for a protein of 2178 amino acids.
AUGAACUCUCUGACUUGGGGGGCAGUGAAUGCCCUGCUGCUGCUGCUCCUCCUGACCUGGGCCAGCCCCACCUUCAUCAGCGUCAACCGUGGGGUGAGGGUGAUGAAGGGCCACUCUGCCUUCCUGUCAGGAGACGACCUGAAGUUUGCCAUCCCCAAAGAGAAAGAUGCCUGCAAAGUGGAAGUUGUGAUGAAUGAGCCAAUAACCCAGAGGGUUGGGAAACUCACUCCACAGGUCUUUGACUGCCAUUUCCUUCCCAAUGAAGUCAAGUAUGUUCACAAUGGUUGUCCAAUUCUUGAUGAAGACACAGUGAAGCUCAGACUUUACAGAUUUACUGAAACAGAUACCUUCAUAGAAACCUUUAUCCUGCGGGCCUAUCUCCUGGAACCAGAUUGUAACAUCAUCCGUAUGAGUAACAAUGUGCUGGAAGUGCCUGAAUUCAAUGGCCUGUCCCAAGCGAUUGAUAAAAAUCUGCUCAGAUUCGAUUAUGAUAGGAUGGCUAGCCUGGAAUGCACGGUCAGCCUGGACACUGCGAGAAGUCAGCUGCCAGCCCAUGGCCAGAUGGUUUUGGGGGAGCCUCGACCAGAAGAACCUCGUGGAGAUCAGCCACACAGUUUUUUCCCAGCCCCACUGGGAGCAAAACUGAAGUGUCCAGGUGGAAGUUGUACCCCAGGAUUAAAGAAAAUAGGAAGCCUCAAAGUGAGCUGUGAGGAGUUCCUGCUGAUGGGCCUUCGUUAUCAGCAUCUGGAUCCCCCUUCACCCAACAUUGAUUAUAUCUCCAUCCAACUGGACCUCACAGAUACCAGGAGUAAAAUUGUGUACAAGUCAGAGAGUGUGUGGCUUCCUGUCUAUAUCCGAGCUGGAAUUCCGAAUCAGAUUCCAAAGGCUGCAUUCAUGGCCAUGUUUAUUCUGGAAGUGGAUCAGUUCAUCCUGACCUCCUUGACUACAUCAGUUCUGGACUGUGAAGAAGAUGAGACCCCUAAACACUUGCUGGUGUUCAACAUUACUAAAGCCCCGCUCCAGGGCUAUGUGACUCACCUGUUGGAUCACACCAGACCAAUCUCCUCAUUCACCUGGAAAGAUCUCAGUGACAUGCAGAUCGCCUAUCAGCCACCAAACUGCAGUCAUUCUGAGAGGAGACAUGAUGAGGUAGAAUUGGAGGUAUACGACUUCUUCUUUGAAAGGAGUGCACCUAUGACAGUCCACAUCUCCAUCAGAACAGCAGACACAAAUGCCCCCCGUGUAUCCUGGAAUACAGGUCUGAAUCUCCUUGAGGGACAGUCUCGAGCCAUCACUUGGGAACAGUUUCAGGUUGUCGACAAUGACGACAUUGGUGCAGUCCGGCUAGUCACUGUUGGUGGCCUGCAGCAUGGAUGGCUGACUUUAAGAGGGGGGAAAGGAUUUCUCUUCACCGUGGCUGAUCUCCAGGCUGGAGUUGUUCGCUAUCAUCAUGAUGACAGCGAUUCCACCAAAGACUUCGUGGUCUUCCGGAUAUUUGACGGCCAUCACAGCAUCCGUCACAAAUUCCCCAUCAACAUCUUGCCCAAAGAUGAUAGUCCCCCGUUCCUCAUAACCAAUGUUGUGAUUGAACUGGAGGAGGGGCAGACUAUCCUGAUCCAGGGAUCCAUGCUGCGAGCUUCAGAUGUGGACGCCAGUGAUGACUACAUCUUCUUCAAUAUCACGAAACCUCCACAAGCUGGAGAGAUCAUGAAGAAACCAGGGCCAGGACUGAUAGGCUAUCCUGUCCCUGGCUUCCUUCAGAGGGAUUUGUUUAAUGGAAUCAUUUAUUAUCGUCACUUUGGUGGAGAAAUCUUUGAAGAUUCUUUUCAAUUUGUCCUGUGGGACAGCCAUGAACCUCCAAAUCUUUCAGUGCCACAGGUGGCAACAAUCCAUAUCACUCCAGUGGAUGACCAGCUUCCAAAAGAGGCUCCUGGAGUUUCUCGGCAUUUGGUUGUCAAGGAAACUGAGGUGGCCUAUAUAACUAAGAAACAGCUACAUUUUAUAGAUACAGAAUCGUAUGACAGGGAGCUGGUCUACACAAUAAGUACUCCUCCAUUUUUCUCCUUCAGCCACAGACACUUGGAUGCUGGGAAAUUAUUCCUGGUGGACAGCAUACCAAAAGUAGUUAAGAAUCCUACGGCCCUGGAGCUGAGGUCAUUCACUCAGCAUGCUGUGAACUAUAUGAAAGUGGCCUACAUGCCCCCCAUGCAAGACAUUGGUCCCCAUUGCAGAGAUGUCCAGUUCACAUUUUCCGUCAGUAACCAACAUGGCGGCACUUUGCAUGGGAUCUGCUUUAACAUUACAGUCCUCCCAGUGGACAAUCAGGUUCCUGAGGUAUUCACCAACCCUCUGAAAGUGACUGAGGGAGGUCAAUGCGUCAUCAGCACAGAGCACAUUCUGAUUUCUGAUGCAGAUACCAAGCUGGACAAUAUUGACCUCUCCCUGCGGGGACUGCCUCUGCAUGGAAGGGUGGAGCUGAAUGGAUUUCCUCUAAAUUCAGGGGGCACAUUUUCUUGGGGCGAUCUCCAUACCUUAAAAGUUAGGUAUCAACAUGAUGGAUCUGAGGUUCUUCAGGAUGACAUACUCUUGGAGGUCACCGAUGGCACAAAUUCAGCAGAAUUUGUUCUACAUGUUAAGGUAUUCCCUGUCAAUGAUGAGCCACCAGUCCUGAAGGCUGACCUCACGCCUGUCAUGAAUUGCUCAGAGGGAGGAGAGGUGGUCAUCACCUCUGAAUACAUUUUUGCUACUGAUGUGGACAGCGAUAACUUGAAGUUGAUGUUUGUGAUUGCUCGAGAACCUCAGCAUGGGGUGGUGAGGAGAGCUGGAGUCACAGUGGAUCAGUUCUCUCAGGGAGAUGUUAUCUCAGAGGCCGUAACAUACAAACACACUGGUGGCGAGAUUGGCAUGAUGCCUUGUUCUGACACCAUUACAUUGGUGGUUUCAGAUGGAGACGCUGGCCCUUUUGUGAAUGGCUGUUGCUACAAUGGACCCAAUCCAUCCGUUCCUCUUCAUAUGUCCUUUCCAGUAUAUGAUCUCAACAUCACGGUAUACCCAGUAGACAACCAGCCACCUUCCAUUGCAAUAGGUCCCAUGUUUGUUGUAGAUGAGGGCUGCUCAACAGCCCUUACCGUUAACCAUUUGUCUGCCACUGACCCUGACACUGCAUCAGAUGACUUGGAAUUUGUUUUGGUUUCUCCUCCCCAGUUCGGCUACCUCGAAAAUAUACUCCCUUCUGUGGGUUUUGAAAAAAGCAAUAUUGGCAUAAGUAUAGAUUCAUUUCAGUGGAAAGACAUGAACGCUUUUCGCAUUAACUAUGUGCAGUCCAGGCAUCUGAGGAUAGAACCAACUGUCGACCAGUUCACGGUGUACGCCACAGAUGGGAAGCAACGCUCCUUGGAGAUACCGUUUUCUAUUAUUAUCAACCCCACAAAUGAUGAAGCUCCUGACUUUGUAGUGCAGAAUAUUACUGUGUGUGAGGGUCAGAUGAAAGAGCUGGACUCUUCCAUCAUCAGCGCUGUGGACCUGGACAUUCCCCAGGAUCCCCUGCUGUUCAGCAUCUCUCAAAAGCCACGCCAUGGCCUCCUCAUCAAUAGGGGGUUUAGCAAAGACUUCCCUGAGAAUGAGCAGCCAGCCAACCCUGACCAGAAACAUGCACCUGUUCACAGCUUUUCCAUGGAACUCCUCAAGACUGGAAUGAGAUUGACAUACGUGCAUGAUGACUCAGAGAGCCUUGCUGAUGAUUUUACAAUCCAGUUGUCAGAUGGGAAACAUAAGAUACUUAAAACCAUUUCAGUAGAGGUCACCCCAGUUAAUGAUGAAAAACCAAUGCUGAGCAAGAAGGCUGAAAUUGCAAUGAAUAUGGGUGGAACUCGUAUUAUUUCCAGUGCUAUUCUUUCAGCCAUAGAUGAAGACUCGCCCAGGGAGAAGAUUUACUAUGUAUUUGAAAGGCUUCCCCAAAAUGGGCAACUUCAGUUUAAGAUAGGGAGGGACUGGGUUCCUCUCUCCCCUGGCAUGAAGUGCACUCAGGAGGAAGUGGAUCUGAACUUGCUGAGAUACACACACACUGGGGCAAUGAAUUCCCAGAAUCGAGAUAGCUUCACCUUCUACCUUUGGGAUGGCGACAACAGGUCCCCUGCUCUUGACUGUCAAAUCACCAUCAAGGACAUGGAAAAAGGUGAUAUUGUCAUCCUUACAAAACCACUCAUGGUGUCUAAAGGUGACAGAGGUUUCUUAACAACCACUACUCUCCUGGCUGUGGAUGGAACAGACAAGCCUGAGGAACUGCUCUAUGUCAUCACCUCCCCUCCACGAUAUGGUCAGGUCGAGUAUGUUCACUAUCCUGGAGUUCCCAUUACAAGCUUCAGCCAAAUGGAUAUAGUGGGGCAGACCGUUUGCUAUGUACACAAGAGCAAGGUGACUGUCUCCAGUGACAGAUUCAGAUUCAUCAUCAGCAAUGGACUGCGGACCGAGCAUGGGGUGUUUGAGAUCGCACUGGCGACUGUGGACAGAGCCCUGCCCGUGGUAACCAGGAACAAGGGGUUGAGACUGGCCCAGGGGGCCGUGGGCCUGCUUUCCCCUGACCUCCUUCAGCUGACCGACCCUGACACAGCUGCGGAGAAUCUCACCUUCCUCUUGGUUCAGCUCCCCCAGCAUGGCCAGCUCUACCUGUGGGGAACAGGGCUACUUCAACACAAUUUCACCCAGCAGGAUGUGGACAGCAGGAAUGUGGCCUAUCGGCACUCAGGAGGGGACUCCCAGACUGACUGCUUUACUUUCAUGGCCACAGACAGGACAAACCAAGGCUUUGUUGUGAAUGGGAGAGUGUGGGAAGAACCUGUUUUAUUCACCAUUCAGGUGGACCAACUGGACAAAACAGCUCCUCGUAUCACACUCUUGCAUUCCCCUUCUCAAGUGGGGCUCCUGAAAAAUGGCUGCUAUGGGAUUUACAUCACUUCCCGCGUGUUGAAGGCAUCAGACCCUGACACUGAGGACGAUCAGAUCAUCUUUAAAAUUCUACAAGGCCCAAAACAUGGACAUCUGGAGAACACAACAACAGGUGAAUUUAUCCAUGAGAAAUUUAGCCAAAAGGACUUAAACAGUAAGACUAUUCUUUACAUCAUAAACCCAUCUUUGGAAGUAAAUUCAGAUACCAUGGAAUUUCAAAUCAUGGACCCCACAGGGAACUCGGCCACUCCUCAAAUUUUGGAACUGAAGUGGUCUCAUAUUGAAUGGUCACAGACCGAAUAUGAAGUCUGUGAGAACGUGGGUGUGUUGCCCUUGGAAAUUAUCAGAAGGGGAUAUUCCAUGGACUCGGCCUUUGUGGGUAUAAAGGUCAACCAAGUGUCAGCUGCAGUUGGAAAAGAUUUCACCGUGACUCCAUCUAAACUGAUUCAGUUUGACCCAGGAAUGUCAACUAAGAUGUGGAAUAUAGCAAUUACCUGUGACGGAUUAGAGGAAGAUGAUGAGGUCUUUGAAGUAAUUCUGAACUCCCCUGUGAAUGCAGUUCUUGGCACAAAGACAAAAGCUGCAGUGAAAAUUUUGGACUCAAAAGGAGGACAAUGCCAUCCUUCAUAUUCCUCCAACCAAAGCAAGCACAGCACAUGGGAGAAGGGCAUUUGGCGUCUGCUGCCCCCAGGGUCUUCCUCAUCCACCACUUCUGGUUCCUUUCAUCUGGAAAGAAGACCUCUUCCAUCUUCCAUGCAGCUAGCAGUCACCAGGGGAGACACCCUGCGGGGCUUUGAGUCUACAGAUCUUUCUCAAAAGAAGCUUAGGACCCGUGGGAAUAGCAAAACAGUUCGUCCAUUCUCUGUUUAUAGAAAUGGAACAGACAUCAUCUAUAAUUAUCAUGGGAUAGUUUCCUUGAAACUGGAGGAUGACAGUUUACCAGCUCACAAAAGGAAGGCCAAAGUAUCCAUCAUUAGUCAGCCACAAAAGACAAUCAAAGUGGCAGAACUGCCUCAAGCAGAUAAGGUGGAAUCCACAACUGACUCACACUUCCCCAGACAGGACCAGUUGCCCUCAUUUCCAAAGAACUGCACUCUGGAAUUAAAGGGACUCUUCCAUUUUGAAGAAGGCAUCCAGAAGCUGUAUCAGUGCAAUGGGAUUGCCUGGAAAGCCUGGAGUCCGCAAACCAAGGAUGUGGAAGACAAAUCCUGUCCAGCCGGGUGGCACCAGCACUCAGGCUACUGUCACAUCUUGAUCACAGACCAGAAAAGCACCUGGAAUGCGGCUGCCCGAGCUUGCAGGGAACAAUACAUGGGCAACCUUGUGACUGUAUUCUCCAGGCAACACAUGCGAUGGCUCUGGGACAUUGGUGGGAGAAAGUCCUUUUGGAUAGGUUUGAAUGACCAAGUGCGUCCUGGCCACUGGGAGUGGAUCAGUGGUGAACCUGUUGCCUUCACCAAUGGGAGAAGAGGGCCCUCUCAACGCUCCAAGCUUGGAAAGAGCUGUGUUUUGAUUCAAAGACAAGGGAAAUGGCAAUCAAAGGACUGCAGGAGAGCCAAACCUCAUAAUUAUGUGUGUUCCAGAAAACUCUAAAUAUAACAGACCCUACAGGUGGCCACCUGGAAUUUGUCACCUAUUUAUUUACAGGAUCUGUGAAUAUUGCUCCAUAGAAAACAAAUUGUUAUGAUUGAGUGGGUAUACCUUUGUGAUUCAGUCUAGUGAAAA